UGUGGCACCAGAAAAGGCGUGUGUGGGUGAAAUAGCUAAACCCCUCCCCUUUCCCCGUGGCCGCUCAACCCUCAUUCAAAACAGAACACAGCUGUUGGAAAGCACAUCGCCUUUAGGAGCUUCUGAAAUCUGCUGCACUCGAGUUGCCACAACGAAACGAGUAUUUCACCCGAAAAGAGGGACUUUGCACCCAUCUCAGUGUGGCCUACUUCGGAGCUGCGACGCCUGAGAAGAACCCGAUCACAUGACGUGCAUUGGCUAAUAAGAAUUGAGAUAUCUGAGAGCGCCAUGUGAGUGAGAGGUGCUUCGGAGCAGGGCGAUUGGCAGCCGGGAGAAGGGAAUUAUAAUGAUUUUAUAUUCAGUCCAAAGGCAUAAUGGGGGCAUUACUGCCGCUGGGAAAUGUGAGGCCUGAGUGCACACACUGAGGAUGAGGAUGAGGAGUGGUCUCUUGUACUGACAGACUGAUGGUGUGGGAAUGAUGGACCUCCCCAAUGGCCAAUCAAGCAUCACCACCGCCACUGCCUCUGAGAAGAGCAGCAGCUCAGAAUCUCUCAGUGAGAAGGGUUCUGAACUAAAGAAGAGUUUUGAUGCCGUCGUCUUCGAUGUCCUGAAGGUCACCCCGGAGGAGUAUGCCGGUCAGAUCACUCUCAUGGAUGCUCCAGUGUUCAAAGCCAUCCAGCCUGAGGAGCUGUCGAGUUGUGGCUGGAACAAGAAGGAGAAGCACAGCUCUGCCCCCAAUGCUGUGUCCUUCACCCGCAGAUUCAACCAGACGACUUUCUGGGUGGUGAGGGAGAUCCUGCAUGCUCAGACCCUGAAGAUCAGAGCUGAGGUACUCAGUCUCUACAUCAAAACUGCCAAGAAACUGUGUGACAUAAACAACCUUCAUGCAGUGAUGGCUGUGGUGUCAGGUCUACAAAGCGCUCCCAUCUAUAGACUCUCCAAGACAUGGGCGUUGUUGAGUCGGAAGGACAAAGCAACGUUUGAGCGGUUGGAGUAUCUCAUGGCCAAAGAAGACAACUACAAGCGUCUCCGAGACUACAUACGCACCCAGAGCAUGAACUCCUGCAUACCAUACCUGGGUAUGUAUCUGUCUGACCUGACAUAUAUAGACUCAGCGUAUCCCUCUACUGGCAGCAUCCUGGAGAACGAACAGAGAUCCAACCUCAUGAACAACAUCCUGAGGAUUAUAUCUGACCUGCAACGCUCCUGCACCUACGAUAUACCAGUGUUGCCUCAUGUCCAGAAGUAUCUAAACUCAGUCAGGUACAUCGAGGAGCUACAGAAGUUUGUGGAGGAUGACAACUACAAGUUGUCGUUGAAGAUUGAGCCAGCCACCAGCACCCCUCGCUCUACUGCCUCUAGAGAGGACCUCGUAGGUCCCGACGCUUCUGCGUCUCCUCUGUGUGGCCAUAAGGGCCCCAUCGCAGACGGAACCAAAGUCCCUCCCACGCCCCCCUCCCCUAGGAACCUCCUCCCCUACGGACACAGAAAGUGUCACAGCCUGGGCUACAAUUUUAUCCAUAAGAUGAAUACAGUGGAGUUUAAGAGCGCUACGUUCCCCAAUGCUGGUUCUCGUCAUCUAUUGGACGACAGCGUCAUGGAGAGCCACACCCCUACAAGAGGACAGGCCGAGAGCUCAACGCUCUCUAGCGGCAUCUCACUGGGGAGCAGUGAAGGUUCAGAACUCAGUGAAGAGAUGUCCUGGCCAGCCUUCGAGAGGACUCGGUUCUAUCACUCUCUGGGGCCUGUGACCCGCGUGGCCAGAAUCCCCUACAGAGGAGGCCUGAGGCCCAGCAGCUCGGCAGAGUCUGAGGAGUUAGCGGUGCACCUGUACCCUGGAGCCGUCACUGUACAGGGAGUCCUACGACGCAAGACUGUCCUCAAGGAGGGCAAGAAACCCACGGUGGCAUCGUGGACCAAGUUCUGGGUGGCUCUGUGUGGAACUCAGCUCUACUUCUACCCUGCGAAGUCCCUAAAGGCCACAGAGAGAAAGCAUUUCAAGUCAUCUAGCAGUAAGAGUGUGUGUGUCGUGGGGUUGAUGGCCAUCAUGGCUGACGACCCUGAACAUCCCGACGUCUUCCUGCUCACAGACUCUGAACAUGGUAACACCUAUAAAUACCAGGCAGGGAACAAAAUGAAUGCCCUGCUGUGGUUCAAACACCUCAGUGCUGCCUGCCAGAGCAACAGACAACAGGUCCCAGCCAAUCUGAUGUCCUUUGAAUAAGUGCUGCUGAAGAAGACGGAAUGAUAGAUGGAGAGAGAUAAAAUAAAGGAAUAGGAGAGGAGAAGAAAGGAGGGUUAGUGACUUAGCAGCAGGAGCUUUCACUGCCAUGACCCCUGACCUAUACACCCUGACCCCAGCCCCACUGCAGCCCCACCUGCCACCACUGCCUUAACCUAAGGAGCCGUGCGAGUGUGUGUGUGUGUGUGUGUGUGUGUGUGUGUGUGUGUGUGUGUGUGUGUGUGUGUGUGUUGAAGCAGUGGUUAAUUUGGCUGCAUAGAUUACUGAAUGGGGAACGACACCACUUCUCCUUUCUCGUUCUCUCUCUCCGUAGUUUUUUCCAGUGGACUAUCAACCCUGUGGAACUAUGGGAUGUCUCCUCCUCUUUCUUGGGAUGUAUGGACAUUGUAUAUCCUUUAUCCUCGUUUUUCCAUCACUCUUGACACACCGUGGUCUGGUGGAAGACAGACUCUGCCCUUUCUAGGGCUGGACUCACACACAUACACAACCACACACAUACAACACUGGACUAACUCAAUGGAACGGGAUUUUAAACACUUUUCUUUAUCACACUUUGACUCACACCCACACACAAGGCCCCAAUGGUGUCUUCACACACUUGACAUGAGUUGGGCUCACAAAACUAUGACACACUUUUCGCACACACUCACACACAUAUGCACAAACGUACACACAAACACAAACACACACACUCGGACGGGGGGAGAGAGCGUGUGAUUGCAGCAUUGUAAACAUUAAGGGCUCUGAUUCUCAAUCUAUUCCAGCAGAAACUGCUCCCACACACAUGUCCUGAAUGUCUCCUACUGUUUUAUAUUCCAGAGUCUCCCCUCCCCUUCUCUGCCCUAUGUGUGUGUGUGAGAGCGUGUGUGAGCGUGUGUGUGUGUGUGUGUGUGAGCGCGUAUGCUAGGUCACAUCAUCGGUACGAUAAACCCAGUCUCUAAGCUUUCCUCUAUUCCACUGUUAUGGACCCAGUUAUAACUCUUUUAUAAACAGGCUUUUGGGUUGUUCUCUGGACAGCUGUCUGUGCUGUCCACUUGUUAAGGCUCUAGAUUCCCCAGAACACACACACACACAUUAACACUAAAGACUUGAAAGCUGUGAAAAGGUGAACGAUAGGACAGAGUGAAAGAUGGGGGAGUGUUAAAGGGAUACUUGGGGAUUUUGGCAAUGAGCCCCUUUAUCCACUU
Molecule: messenger RNA, 3429 nt
Organism: Coregonus clupeaformis (lake whitefish)
Lineage: Eukaryota; Metazoa; Chordata; Actinopteri; Salmoniformes; Salmonidae
Gene: ralgps2
Product: Ral GEF with PH domain and SH3 binding motif 2
Exons: 20
Coding region: 476-2224 (582 amino acids)
Biological process (GO): Ras protein signal transduction; positive regulation of GTPase activity
Cellular component (GO): plasma membrane
Molecular function (GO): guanyl-nucleotide exchange factor activity
Source: RefSeq, a predicted model, not a curated record